Molecule: messenger RNA, 1313 nt
Organism: Suncus etruscus (white-toothed pygmy shrew)
Lineage: Eukaryota; Metazoa; Chordata; Mammalia; Eulipotyphla; Soricidae
Gene: RPL7L1
Product: ribosomal protein L7 like 1
Exons: 7
Coding region: 21-764 (247 amino acids)
Biological process (GO): maturation of LSU-rRNA from tricistronic rRNA transcript (SSU-rRNA, 5.8S rRNA, LSU-rRNA)
Cellular component (GO): cytosolic large ribosomal subunit
Molecular function (GO): RNA binding; structural constituent of ribosome
Source: RefSeq, a predicted model, not a curated record
AGUCGCGGAAGCGUCGCAAGAUGGCGGAGCCCGAGGAAAGGAAGAAGAUCCCUUUGGUGCCAGAGAAUCUCCUGAAAAAGAGGAAAGCUUAUCAGGCCCAAAAAGCCAUCCAGGCGAAGCAGGCACUCUUGGCCAAGAGAGAGCGGAAUAAAGGAAAAGAACCCCCGUUUAAACGACUCGAGUGGUUCCUGCAUGAUUCCUGGCGGGAGAAGCGGGAUCAAGUGCGCCUCAAAAGACUAGAAGUUAAACCUCAUGGCUUGGAAGCGCCAGAUGACCAUUCCUUGGCCUUCGUUGUACUCAUGCAAAGGAUUAGGGGCGUGAGUUUACAGGUACGGCAGACUAUUUCAAGACUCCGCUUAAAGAAGAUGUUCAGUGGCGUCUUCGUCAAAGUGACUCCUCGCACAAUCAGAAUGCUUCGGACGGUGGACCCAUACGUGACCUGGGGGUUUCCAAAUCUGAAGUCAGUCCGGGAGCUCAUCUUGAAACGUGGACAAGCCAAGGUUAACAAUAAGGUCAUCCCUUUGACCGACAACACGGUGAUUGAGGAGCAUCUGGGGAAGUUCGAUGUCAUUUGCCUGGAAGAUCUCAUCCAUGAAAUUGCCUUCCCGGGGAAGCAUUUCGAGGCGAUCUCUGGGUUCUUGUGCCCUUUCCAGCUCUCGGUGGCCCGCCACGCCACCAAGAACAGAGUGGGCUUCCUCAAGGAGAUGGGCGUGCCUGGCUAUCGAGGGGAACAGAUCAACCAGCUCAUUCGGCAGCUCAACUGAGCCAGGAGAUCGGAGAGCACAAUGCAAAGAAAGCUUGUGUUUUUGUGUUUUGGAACUGUUAAUGUGUCUUCAGAAGAAAUGUUUUUCUGCUUCAGAAGCUGGAGUGGAAGGCACAGUUGGGGGAAAGACGGGGAUGGUCGUGUGUAUGUUUCUUAUCACAGCCCCAGUUCCAAAGAUCUCUGUACAGUUUCCACUUUGACCAUUGCUGCCUAGUCCAUAAUGAAUAAAAGUGCGUGUAAGGGCAUCCUGGCUGGCUAGGGGCUGCAUCCUUCCUCUACCCAAAGCUGCAAUGGGGGACCAUAUUCUCAGAGAGAUAGACACUGUUCUUGGGUGAAGGGUAUUUGAAUAACUGAAGAUAAACACAAAAUGAAGACUCCUGUCUGAGAAGACUUCUGCUUUGACCAUCUUCUAUUCCAGGGCUUGUGUAGGGGAUGAAUCCAAUCGUGCAUAACAAAACAGUGAACCAUGCCCAGGGGCUUAACUGAACCUCAGCAUUUCUGGGGCGUUUCAUUUGUUUGGAGAGAACUUUAAAUAAAAGCACAUAAACUA